CAGUCAGUCAGUCACUCGGUAGGCCCGCGGUGCGCUAUGAGGUGGGAUCUGUGAACGAGCCACGCGGUGCUUGUUUUUUUUUUAUAAUUUACCUGCACACACCCCGGCAAGGUGCGGGCCUAAUCGCGACGUUUAUCCAAGCCCCCGAGCAGCUCCCGUUCUUCCUCUGAUAUGCGUACCCGCGCGACCCGACCGGUCGAGCGUCCACGCCGGUGCACACGGUCCACAGUCGGUUAGGGCCUCGGAUCACCCGGAAGAGAUCGGUUUAUCGUUAAGUCCCCCCCACCCCCUCCCCCGAGAGUCGAAUGUUCCCGUGAGUUUCUGUUUCCGGGAUAACGUGACCGGCGUUGUUGUUGGUUUUGGUUUUGGUUUUGGUUGUUUGGUGGUGUUGUCGGGUGGUCUGUGUUUUGUUCGGUGCCGAGUGUGUGCACGCGACGACGCGCUGCCCCCGUCAAAGUGCGUGCUGCCAAGGUGACCGUGAUACCGCGCAAGACAAUGUGCGUGACAGCCACGCCGCUCAGCGCGACCAAAAUACUCAAGGAUAGUGCGAGACACCCGGCAAGGACUAGCAUCGCGAGCAACGUACAGGUGCAAGGAUUCGCGCCGGCAGCGAACAAUGCCGCCGACGACCGGCCACAGCACACGUCGAUCAUGAUGGUCCGCAUGAUCGGCGACGAGUUCCUGACAGAGGAAAGGGACCGGAAGUACUACGCCGAUCACUAUACUUGUUGCCCGCCGCCGCUCUUCAUCAUCCUCAUCACCCUCGUGGAGCUGGGUUUCUUCACGUACUACACAGUGGCGAUGGGAGAAGUGAAUCCGUCGGGUCCGGUACCAAUCGAUAGUGUCUUCAUUUACAGGCCGGACAAACGUCUCGAGCUCUGGAGGUUCGCGUUCUAUAUGUUCCUUCAUGCCGGGUGGCUUCACCUGCUGUUUAACCUGGGAGUGCAGGUGGUCGUGGGACUUCCCCUGGAAAUGGUUCACGGAAGCCUCAGGAUCGCGGCGGUUUACAUGGCCGGUGUCCUUGCCGGCUCCCUUGGCACUUCGGUGUUCGACACGGACGUGUAUCUCGUCGGCGCCAGCGGGGGCGUUUAUGCUCUUCUUGCGGCUCACCUCGCCAACGUCCUUCUCAACUACAACAACAUGGAGUUCGGCAUCGUACGAUUAAUAGGCAUCUUCGUGAUCGCGAGCGCGGACGUUGGGUUCGCGAUUUACGACAGGUACGCGGCGGAGCAGAUGGGUCCGCCGGUCUCGUACGUGGCUCACCUGACGGGCGCCCUGGCGGGCCUGACGAUCGGCCUCCUGGUGCUGAAGAACUUCGAGCAACGGCUGCACGAACAACUGCUCUGGUGGGUGGCGCUCGGCGUGUACGCGGCCUGCACGAUCUUCGCGAUCAUGUACAACCUGAUGCACCCGGACUAUCCAUGACGUGAGGUCAGCUUCGCGUACGGUCAGCCUAGAAGAACGUAACGCGAAGCUGAACGCCGGCGAUCAGCGACGAGGAACGUCGAGCGGCGCGUCGAGGACGAACGAUCAGCGGACGACGGGGCCGACGACGGCGGAGUCGAACGGGGCGAGGAAGGGAGUAGAAACGGGGCCGUGAGAAACACGAAGGACGAGGCCGAAUGCGAGCCUCGGUGAGGCCGCCGCGAUCUCGAUGGAACGAAGAGAGCCGCUCCGUCCGAGCGGGUGCGAGCUCCUCGGCUUCCGGUUGCCGAAGAAGAAGAAGAAGAAGAAGGAGAAGAAGAAGAAGACGAAGAAGAAGAAGCAGCUCGCCCGAAGUGGGUUCGCGGCGGAGAGAAACGGGCCGGCACUCGAGGCAUCGGUAACGAGGAGCGAUCGAGGGACCGAUCGAAUAUGAAUGAAGCGGAAUAAUCGCCGGGAAAAUUCCGGCGAGCGGACAAACGCGAGCAGAAGGAGGAAGGGGACCGUAAUGGCCGUCGAUCGGAAUAUGGAGAUCCGCGGGGAAACGUGUUCGGGGCGGGGACGAGGGAUUGAAUAACCAGCCGAGCGAAAGAAAAGCCCAUUGGCGGGGCAAAGGGGCGCGCCGAUGGACGCCGCCGGCCGAGGAGAUCGGCCGAAGGGAACGGCGCGCCGCGAUUUCUCACGAGCCUCGGCGCCGGCAAAAACCGCGCGCGCGCGGCGCCCCUCCGGCAGAGGGCGUUAAUUAGAGCACCCAGGGCGAAGAAGGGGCCGGCGCGAUGGUAAUCGGGGACGAAGUUCGCCCGCCGAGAAAACCAAAGACCCCUCGAGAUACCUCCGGCGUGACGAAGACGGACCGAAGAAACCAAAGAGAGCCGCGCGUCGAUCCCCCCUUCGAUCCCGGCGGACUUCGACGAGAACGAACCAACCUCCUACGGCCGGUCCAGCGACCUGGAUCGAUCUACUUUCGUCCCGCGGGGUGCUCGAGAUCCCAAAGAGUCGCGGAGCUGUUCCGUCCGGCCUCCUCUUCCGCCUUCCUCUUCGGCGUUGGCGCGUGCUCGAUCAAGGUCGCCGGAUCCUCUCGACGACGCUGCUUCCUCGGUCUAUCCUGUAUACCACUGAAAACUGUAAAUACCACUUGUACAUAGAUGAGAGACGGUGGCGAUCGCGUGCGAUGGGUGAAUGGGGGAUGAAUGGAGGACGCUGAAUGAGAACGAGGCUGACGCGGGACCGAGACCCGGGAUCGGUUGGCCGCGCGAUCUAGUCCGGUGAUCGAGAGAUUGCGUCGUCGAUCGUAAACAGGCUGCGGCCGGUGGUGCUUCUCGGAUUUGCGUGGGAUCCUCGCCGGACGGGCGCAGACGCUCCGGGAUUUAGAGAUCCUCCCCGGGGAUUUAGAGAAACCUCCUCCGCUCCCGUCGGGUGCUUUAUGUUUUUUUCGGAAUUUCGCCGACGCCGUUAUGGGGCGGUCAAGGGGGGGCCGGCUUGGCGUCGUUUAUGGCGUCGUUCGGUGGCUCGAUUGGCUGGCAUUUCGCGACGAUUUGUGUGUUCCCGGUGAGAUCUUGAUCUUUCUGCGGAUUUUUGGAGGUGUGCUGUUCGUUUAGAAAUGUUCGAAAACGGCUUCGUUUUCGUGGAUUAUUUUCGGCGCGGCGAUAUCUUGAUUGUGGAUUUUUCUGCGAAUUUUUCGGGGUGUGCUAAUUCGUUUAGAAAUGUUCGAAUGUGGGUUUCGAUUUUGUGGAUUAGUUUCUGAACGGGGAAGAAAGGGGACGGUGUUUUGUAGCAAUCGAAAGAUCGUUUUUGGUUAAGAUCGCUGUCUGAAUUAAUGAAACAAGAGCAAAAGUUCUCGCAGUAAUUACAAGAUUCAUUUUGGUAAAAAUUCUCGGUUGAUGUUCUUGCAUUUUCUUGAUUUGUUUCUUCUUGCGCAAUCUGCUAAUUAUGAAACCAUUGACGCUCGCGUAACAUUGGCGCUCUUUUAUUAAGAUAAAACGCCUUAACAAUGUUAGUAGAAAAGAGUGGUAUCUUGCACCGAUUAAAAGAUUGUUUCCGCUAAUCAGUCACGAAUUUUUGUUAAUCUUAAAUUGUCACGCCAGCACACGUCGUGCAUGCAUAAAGAUCUACAAUCGAACGAUAAGACGAUGCGGUUAUUCUUUUUCUUUGGAAUGAAACGUGUACACAAUUUUAGUUAGAAGCAUUGAUAAGAACAAUAUCGUGGUCGAAACAGUCGAAACAAUUGAUAUCGUUUAUUUGAAAAUAUUCAGUAAGCAUCGCAGCCAAUCUUGCCGGCAUAAAGUUAAUUUAGACCUUUGGAAUUUGAUUUUUUAUAGUACCGAACACACCUCCAUUAAAAUCACAGUCCUCGCGCUUGCCACGCUAUCGCACUUAGCGGCCAAACUUAGGACGCUAGCCGAGCUCCUCGCGCGAAACUAGUUAAUAUCUCUAAAACCAUUGUGCUUGUACAAAGUAAUCUUGCGCAAGUGCCUAACCUACGAAUUAAAGGAAAAGAAAAGUUACAGAAUAGCUAGUUUCACUCGUUAAAGAUACUGAUUCAAGAACGGGUACUAUCCCUACAGUGUCGCGUCUCCGAAAGCCUCGAGCACCGUUCGGUCGAAUCGUUGCAUUGAUAUUCUGCAAUUUUUGCAAUUGAUCGAAGAAAUUAAUCUGUAACUCGACUGUAUAAUAUACAUAAACUAUUUUUAUUAAAUUAAUCCAUAUAUUUCUAUAACGAAAACUAUCGUUAGAUGCAAAGAUUAACUGUUAGGUCGGAUUUGGUCGAACGGUGCCCGAGUUCCGAAAAGCUCUAAGCAAAUUCAAGUCGUUCGCUAGAGCAAGAGUUCAUUUGAGCGCCAAUUUUUACGGCUUGUAAACGCUACUAGGUCGAAUUUGGGCAACGAAUGUUCUUCUGGAGCUUAAAUAGUGCCCUCGAUGGCAAUCUUUAACUUCAAAUACCAUCUAAGAAGAGAAAAGCUUUCGAUUUCCACUAGAAACCUAUUUAUCUCCCUUUUGCUCCGGAAGAACCGCCCUGUGUGGGCGUGGCGCAGCGGGUAACGGCCCCUAGUGGGCGUGGCGCGAUCGCUAGCAGCUGUAGCGAACCUGAGCGCCGCCUAUAGUGGGUGUGGCGCGACCACUAGGCACCAGCGAGCCUAAGCGCCACCCGUAGUAGGCGUGGCACGACCGCUAGUAGCGCGAGCUAGCCUGAGCGCCGCCCCUAGUGGGCGUGGCUCGGCCGCCCGCAGCCCCAGCGGUGGCCUCAGAGGGCAUUUCGUGCUCCAGCUCGACCCAGGCGGCGUUCUGGCCGCAGAAAAUUGGCGCUAGCUCGAAUAAAAAGUGACAAAAUACCAAAUCGAAGAGGGCCCACGCAACUCUCGAGAGCAUUUUAGGAAAUUCGCGAGCCCCGUUCGCGGCGAAGCUUCGGUGCGUUUGCAAGGUCGGUUCUCAGCGCCAUUAUUUCGUCCCGCGUGUGUUGUUUAACUUAUUUGCGAUUACUGUCGGUGCUCCCGGCGGAGCUCAUUCUAUUUAUUGAUAGUUUUUUCGGUACGGGGCGUCGAGCGACGCCGAUUUUCGUCGAUCUCCUCGAUGUCCGCUCGGCGAGUUCCGUCUUCUUUCUCUUCUUCUGUCCGUUCCCUCUUUUUUUCCGAGCGGAGAAACCCGAGGAACGGUUGCUACUGCUGCUGCUACUGCUGCUGCUGCUGCUGCUACUGCUGCUGCUGCUCCAGCAAUCUAUCCAGGGCGGGGCGCCUCGUCGUACAAAUGUAAUCGGCGAAAGUCGAUUCGCCACUCGAUCCCACGGAUCACCUUUUAUAGUAUUUUUAUCGUUCGAUCUACGAACGAGGACGACGCGUUUUCCUUUCGUGGCGAACGGCGACACCGAUCCUUCAGCUGCCGGGAUCGUCGCGUCCCUCCUGUCCGAUCGAUUCUCUUCGUCGCUGUCCAAACAUUUUCACAGUUGCGGGUUUUGCAAGCUGAGAUUUUUUGGAAGAUUCCCACGGUUUCUGCCGCGAACCACCAGUCGGAAUAUCAUUUCUGUUGAGAUUGGAGCUUGUCGAAUGGGUUUUCGACGGCGGAUCGAGUCUUCAGGUUCUGGGAUUUCGUGCCACGUUCAGUUUCUUCCUCUGUUUUUCAUUGGAAAUUCGGAAUUGUCGCGAAUUGAAUGACUUUUUCCGUUGCUUGCGACAUUCAUUUGUUUUUUUGGAUAACUGCGGUAGGUUUUCGUAGAGAUGGUAUUGAUCCAAAAUGGCGGAAAGAGCCCUCGGGUGCUGAGAGUUUCGAUAUUUUCGCUUUUCUCUGUUCAAGGUUUAAAAUUCUAGCGAAUUGUUCCAUUUGUGGCGGUCUUGUUUAUUUAUUCCCUAGAACAGCUGCGCUCGGGUUUUCUACCGUCCAUGAAGUUCAAAAUGGCGGCAGAAGCCGUCGGCUUCUGUUAUUUCUUGCUAUGUCCUGUUUUCUCUCAGUUCGAAGUUUGCGGAAUUUGCAAAGUGUUUCAUUUAUAGCCCUUGGGUCCAUCGUUUACUCAUUUUUUGGACGACCGUGCCAAUUAACAAGUAUUAAAGCAACUAUAAUAUUCAUCCAAGAUGGCGGCAAGUUCAUCAGCUUGUGGGAUUUAUCGUUGCCACUAUACAAUUUCUUCAUUUUUCAAUCGAAAGUAGGUAAUUCUCGCAAAUUAUUUCAUUUUCACUGAAUGCACCAUCAUUUAUAUUUGUUUAAACAAUCGUACUAAGUACUGAAUCUUCAGGCAAGUUAUAUGUUCAUCCAAGAUGGCGAAGAAUGUUAUUAGUUUAUACCAUUUCUUGCUACCACUUUCUCAUUUUCACUUUUUUGAAUCAAAACUUGAGGAUUCUUGCAAAUCGUUUAAUUUUCGCUGCUCUAUCCGCCAUUUUUAAUGCCAGACCACUUUACAAACAGCAAACAACAAUUUUAUACCGUGUAUUUGAACGAGAAGGAAUCAUUUUGCAUGGUCCAUAGCAGAAAUCUUCGGAAUCUUAUAAGAAACUGUUACGUUUAAUCUCAGUUUGGGAAUCUUCCGAGACAAAAUGCCUGCGAAAUGGUGGACUAUACUUAUUGCUAGAUCAGAACACUCUUGCAGAAGACAGAAAAUCGCCGUAAAUGUUCAGAACAACCGAAUAAUUCCGUAGAAAGUUGGUUUCGUUUGAACAGAAAUCUAAAACUGACAAACAAUAGCACAAUCUUUUUCUGCAAAAUACAGUAAAAAGAAAAAUCAUAUUCCAACGCAACCGGAUUAUACAUAAUUAUUGGAAAUGAACAAUACAAUAUAAUAGAUUGUAAACAACCAAAAAAAAAACAAGGAAAUCAAAAACAUAAAAUUAGAGCAACCGACGAAAAUAACUUCACGAUGUUCGAAACCGCAGAUAUAUCAACUUUCUCGAAAAAUCGGUAAAAUUUCCGCUUAAAAAAAUCCUAAACAAUUCAAAGAACAGAUUAUUAAAAAACUGACCACAUUGGUUCGGUCGAUUUACAACAGGAAUCUCGUAUAAUCUCAACAAAAUUUAUCCGACAACUCGGUAACAUAUAAUUCGAGCUGCACAAAAUCUCUUUGAAAACUUCAUUUCGAAGCCUCGAAACAAACAACAAACCGAUGCAAAUAUGCGUGAAAGAAUUGUGUAUAUUUCAAGGUAGAUUUUCUGUCAGUUCAGCGAGAGCGUUCGCCAAUAAUCGCAAAAGCAAAACUGCCGCAAAGCUCCACCAUUUCGCGGCAAGCGUAGAACCAAAAUGGCGGGCGGCGCGCUGCGGUCUCGAGGCCCGCGUUUCACUGCCGGCAAAGGGCCCGCCUCCGGGGCCCGAUAUCGCGUCCCCAGUCCUCCUCGAGGAAGAAGAGAGGAAGCGAGAAGUUCGUUACCAAAGAGUCGAAGGCGAAAUAAGCGAGCGAGUUCAAGCCGAGAGUGAUUAACGAUGCUAGUCAAUUAGUAGCGGCAAAGGGGCAGCUAAAACGCCGACACGUUGCCGAGGAGGAGCCAGUUUUCCUUUGUCCCUUCUCUUUCGGGAAGCAGAGCUAGAGCCGAAUCGGAAGUCGGUCGCGUCGCGAAUCUUUUCGAGCGCAUUGUCUAUUUUUCCUUUCCGUCUCUCUCUCUCUCUCUCUCUCUCUCUCUCUCUCUCUCUCUCUGUAAUUCUCUCUCUA
This is a messenger RNA of Megalopta genalis, 7543 nucleotides long. Lineage: Eukaryota; Metazoa; Arthropoda; Insecta; Hymenoptera; Halictidae. The record is from RefSeq and is a predicted model, not a curated record.